Molecule: messenger RNA, 388 nt
Organism: Ruditapes philippinarum (Manila clam)
Lineage: Eukaryota; Metazoa; Mollusca; Bivalvia; Venerida; Veneridae
Product: deoxycytidylate deaminase-like
Biological process (GO): dTMP biosynthetic process; dUMP biosynthetic process
Cellular component (GO): cytoplasm
Molecular function (GO): dCMP deaminase activity
Source: RefSeq, a predicted model, not a curated record
UGUCAUUUCCUUGAUUUUAUAUUAACAUCUCCAUGCUAAUCUGUCAUGCAGACAAGAUGUUAAAGUGAACGAGACGACACACAUAUCAAGUGGUAUAUUGAAUUUAAGAUGAGAGCCGUGCUCGUGUAGAUAGAUAUAGUGAUGCAAGUAAAAUCAUCAAACGAAAAGAGACAAUGGUAUAUCAGCUGGGACGAAUAUUUUAUGGGCGUGGCCUUGAUUACAGCCCAAAGAAGUAAAGACCCAGUCACGCAGGUUGGUUCUUGCAUCGUGAACGCCGACAAUAGAAUAAUAAGUACGGGGUAUAAUGGAAUGCCAAACGGAUGCAAUGACGACGUUAUGCCGUGGGGGAAGCAUCAACCCGAUAGGUUAAAAAACAAACAACUUUAUG